Messenger RNA from Grosmannia clavigera kw1407, 231 nucleotides. RefSeq lists its product as uncharacterized. The coding region runs from base 1 to 231 and encodes 76 amino acids. Lineage: Eukaryota; Fungi; Ascomycota; Sordariomycetes; Ophiostomatales; Ophiostomataceae. The transcript has a single exon. The record is from RefSeq and is a predicted model, not a curated record.
AUGAGCGUUGUCAAUUCUUGGAUCAAGGUUAAUGGAAUUGGUGCUUCGCUACAGCUGACAAACGAAGAGGCGACGGAGGCGGCUCGCCGAAUCCACAAUGCAGUAGACGCUGCCACUCUGGUCUCGGAGAGCCCGGGUGUCUACAGCGAAGAUUACGGCGAUGAGGAAAGCAGCGACGAAGAGAGCUCUGACGGGGACAACAUUGCGGACAGCGCUGAGAACCUGUACUGA